Messenger RNA from Panthera uncia (snow leopard), 5129 nucleotides. RefSeq names its product Ras association domain family member 9 (gene RASSF9). Lineage: Eukaryota; Metazoa; Chordata; Mammalia; Carnivora; Felidae. Gene Ontology annotation, biological process: signal transduction. The coding region runs from base 287 to 1594 and encodes 435 amino acids. The record is from RefSeq and is a predicted model, not a curated record. The transcript has 2 exons.
UCUCUUUCUUUUCCUGCUUCCAAACGCCUUCUUCGAAGCUGAAGCUGGGCAGGUCUCCAAAGGUGCAGCAGCCACAACAAUCCAGCAGUUCAAAGUCAGGCAGCAAUUGCACAACUACCAGCAACUCUCUGAGCCUGCUGCUAAUGAGCUGAAAGCCAGGACCGUCUGAGGAGGUGAAGAGGAAGCUUCCAGCCCUCCUCCCUCCAAUUCGAAAUCCAGAUAUCUCCACCCCCCACCCCAGAUAACUCUGAGAUACGGUCCUUGCUAUUCGCUUGCCUGGGGGACCAUGGCUCCCUUUGGAAGAAAUUUGCUGAAGACUCGGCAUAAAAACAGAUCUCCCACUAAAGACAUGGAUUCAGAAGAGAAGGAAAUUGUGGUUUGGGUUUGCCAAGAAGAGAAGAUUGUCUGUGGGCUAACUAAACGCACCACCUCUGCUGAUGUCAUCCAGGCUUUGCUUGAGGAACAUGAGACUACAUUGGGAGAGAAACGAUUUCUGCUGGGGAAGCCCAGUGAUUACUGCAUCAUAGAAAAGUGGAGAGGCUCAGAACGGGCUCUUCCUCCACUCACUAGAAUCCUGAAGCUUUGGAAAGCUUGGGGAGAGGAGCAGCCCAAUAUGCAAUUUGUUUUGGUUAAAGCAGAUGCUUUCCUUCCAGUUCCACUGUGGCGAACAGCAGAAGCCAAAUUAGUGCAAAACACAGAAAAAGUGUGGGAACUCAGUCCAGCAAAUUACAUGAAGACGUUACCGCCAGAUAAACAAAAGAGAAUAGUCAGAAAAACUUUCCGGAAACUGGCUAAAAUUAAGCAGGACACUGUGUCCCAUGAUCGAGAUAGUAUGGAGACAUUAGUUCAUCUGAUUAUUUCCCAGGACCAUACUAUUCAUCAGCAAGUCAAGAGAAUGAAAGAGCUGGAUCUGGAAAUUGAGAAGUGUGAAGCGAAGUUCCAUCUCGAUAGGGUAGAAAAUGAUGGAGAAAAUUAUGUCCAGGAUGCAUAUUUAAUGCCCAGUUUCAGCGAAGUCAAGCAAAAACUGGACUUGCAUUCGGAUGAAAACCAGAUUCCGGACGACCUGACUGAAAGCGAUGGAAUUGUACACCUGGAGGAGCAAUUAGCAUAUUACAGAAUGCUCAUUGAUAAGCUUUCCGCUGAAAUAGAAAAAGAGGUAAAAAGUGUUUGCACAGAGAUAAAUGAAGAUGCAGAAGGGGCAGCUGCGAGUGAACUUGAAAGCUCUAAUUUAGAAAAUGUUAAGUGUGAUUUGGAGAAAAGCAUGAAAGCCGGUUUGAAAAUCCACUCUCACUUGAGUGGCAUCCAGAAGGAGAUUAAAUACACUGACUCAUUGCUUCAGAUGAAAGCAAAAGAAUAUGAAUUCCUGGCCAAAGAGUUCAGUUCACUUCAUCUUAACAACAAAGAUGGAUGCCAACUGAAGGAAAACAGAGGGAAGGAAUCUGAGGUCCCCAACAGCGGUGGGGAUGGUCCUUCCCUUACUCCGAGAGCACUUAACUUGUAUACAAAUGACACAGACUCAGACACUGGUAUCAGCUCUAACCAUAGUCAGGACUCAGAAACAGCUGUAGGAGACGUGCUGCUUCUGUCAACGUAAUUUGAAUGGCUUCUUUCUGAGCUACUGCAACGUUGUUCACGGUUGUUUAAUAGGAAACCUUAUUUUAAACAUCACGUUCUGAAAAAUGAUGUAAUUCAUGUUAAGUAUCUGGAAGUUAAUAAAAGCUAGAGAAAUUUGUAAGUUUAUUUUUGACUUAAGAUUUCCAAAGUGACCUCAUGAUUACAAGUUUAGACGAUGAGCUGUUUAUUAGGAAUGCAACACAAAUAGCUUGCAGGUGUAUAACAGAAAUGAUUUGAUGGGAAUUAUAAUAUUUUAUAGCUUCUGCAGGAAAUGAUUUAUACAAAUAAAACUAAUUCUUCAUAGUGCAGUCAGUAUAUUGAAACUGUACACGUGAACAAGUAAAAUUAAAAUGUGCUGUACUAUAUUUUUUCAAAGCGCUAUCAUCGGAAUUUUUAAAUCUGUAAAGUACAUGAAAGCUAUUGUAUAGUAAGUGUAUUGAUUCAAGUCUUGGUUUUUCUCAUUGAUGCUUAGAAUGUACAUCAUCUCUGUUCACUUUCUGAACCUCUCUACUUGUUUAGACCUAGACGACAGGAGGUGGGAAAGGCUGCCUUUGGGACAUGUGCAAAUUCUGGCAGUGGAUGGAUGGAUUGGAUGAGAGAGGGCCAAGUGCUGCAUUACAAUAGCAGUUUUUCUAAAGCCUAAAAUUAAUAAAAUUGAAAUAUGCAUGGCCUUUCUCUGACAAAGCAAAUCUUAUCAAACAAAUAACCUGUGCAGGUUUGUUUUGUGAGUGAGGUAUGAUGUGGGUUACCGAGAAAAUCACAGGGUCACAGUUCUGUUUCUUUAUGCCCUGUCUGCAAAAGUCGAAGAGAGGCAACUUGGGGUCCUCUGUGUGGGUAAAAUAGAGGUCUAUCUGCCAUAAGUAUUAGCAUUUUGUCUCUGAACCUACAGAGAGGAGCUCACAUGGACAAAAAUCUUUUAUUCUAGUACACUAGAAUUCAGAUUAUGUUUGUAGAACUUCAUCUAAGGUGCAAACAAAAAAAGUACUAGUUCUAACCCCACUCCUCCCCCAGGGUUGCUGGUAAAUGUCUAACAAAUUGAAUGGCUUGUUUAGAUCCUUCCUUCAGUGACACUCAAUAGUAUGAGACUAGGUUUGGUUUCACCUGGUUUUUAGGUGGGAAGAUUUUUUUUCUCUCUCUCUCCCUUCUUUGCUUCUUACUAGUAAAUACAUGAUGUAAUCAUAUUGAAACAAUUAGUUUACUGUUUUAUUGUACUGUUAAAUACUAUUGCAGUUUAUUUUUUCUUUACCUGACACUUUUCCUAUAUGUCAGUGCACAUGUAAGUAAGCACAUUAUCUUACUUAGUUUGAAUAUAUGGAUAUUGGUGAAGAUCCAGUAUUUCUUUUUUCUUCCCUUUUAUUCCCAAGCUUACUGUAGUGCAUGUUUAACUCAGUUUCUUAGCCUACUUUUUUAUUACUCCAUCCUCCAGGCUUUUCACCAAUCUUUGGGAAGAUACAUAUAAUAUUUUAGUAUUUCACUUUUGGGGAGCAUCUGUGUUAUCAUUUCUUGCACCAAGAUAAUGCUAAAGGCCUUAGUUGAAGUUGGCUGGUAAAGAAAGUACGAAUUUCCAUUCCAGGGAAAAUAUAGUGAUAAUAGAGUAAGUAAUAAGGCUAAUACGGGUUUAAUAGGGAAAAAAAAAGCAGGUUAUUGAAUAGUCAUCUGAGAAAGAGAAAUUUCCAAAAAUCCCAUUAAAUCAUUCAGCAAUGAGGCAAAUUACUGAUAUAUUCAUUGUUCACUACUGGGGAUUAAAUUCAGAAGAUCAUUAUCAAUGAUAAACCAAUUGCAAUGUUGUUCUCCAAAAGUGAAAGCCACUUCUUUGGAUUACUGUUCAGUGAGAAAAUAAUAAAAAGAACAUUAUUUAUCUGCUAUAUGAUAUAAUUAAUUGUCUGAAUUCAAAAGAAGUUCUGAUAAGAAAUAGUAUUAGACUAGAUUUUAGAAUCUUUGAAUUCUGCUUUUAUAUAUAGUUAAGCACAGUGAUACAUUCUAAGAAUUACACUUCUAUAUUUCUACAAUAAUUUAUGUUAAAAACUCUUGUCAGAAAGCAGAAGCAUUGACUUAAAUUCACUUUAGAAUUUCUAGUUGUUCUUUUGUUAUACAAAUGUGUCUGAGCUUCUGAUUCACCAUGGUGCACCUCUAAUUUAGAAUAAUAAUACAAAUAAAUAUACUAAACUAUAAUGCCCUCAUCUCUGGAGACGGAACUAUUCUUUAUUAAAUUGAGAAUCUGAAUUAUAAGUACAGAACUUGAUAGAAACGUUAAUGUUUUAAUCAUGUAGAGAAUCUUUAAAACAAAGUGUUUAUAAAUUAUUGAGUAACCUGACAGGUUAACUAUGAAAUUGGUGUAUGCAGCUAAGAAGUAGCAAACCAAAGCUGACUAUUCUUCCUUCAUGGAACAACUUUGAUUUUCAUAGACUGUACCUUGUUCAUCCUUCCCCUCGGAAUGCCUCUUUUCCCCUCCAUCUGUCAUUUUGUACCCAUUUUGUCUUUUUAACAUGUUAUUUCUUCUAUGAAACAUUUAUUCUGUUCAAUCAGUUGUGAGAUUUCUGAGCCCAGAACUAUUUUAGAUGUACUUUUCAUAGAGGAGCACAUAUAUUACGGCUUAGCUUAUAUUUAUUUAUGGACUUCCCCCUACCAAUGUAUUUUUUAUCAUUUUAUCACCUUAUCUUCUAUCUUGUUAACCAUACUCCCUCCAAUCAACCUCUUUACCUCCUUGCCCAUACUGAAUUUUUGCAUUGAAAUGCUAAAUUUUGAAGGCUGCAACCAUUUUAAAAAUUGUUUCUAAAACAUGGUAAAUAAUGGUCAUGCAUUUUAUAUAUAAAUAUGCAUUUUAGCAGACUUAAAGCAUUAAUAGUAAUCCGACUUAUAGAUUCUUUAGGGGAGACACUAAGUCUUUGUGUUAUUAUGAAAAAAAAUAAAUUGGCAGGGUUUUUUUUAACUUUAUUUUUAAUUCACAGUUACUGAUUUAAGGGAAUGCAAUUAUUGUCUUUGUAAAAGACCUUAAAUUGUUAAAUUAUGGUAUUUUCCUCUGCAUUGUAUGCAUGUAGGGCAAAAAUAUAUUCUGUAGAACUGAAUAUAGUAGUAGACCAAAAAACCCUGAAAUAUCCUAGAUGAAAUAUCUAUUUUAUUUUCUCUUUCUAAUUCAAAAAAUAAAAAAUAAAUGGCCAGUGUGUAGAAGCUAUUCUAAUGCAUUAAAAUUUUAUUUUUAUAUUAUUUAAAUAUCUACUGUGCAUGACAAAAUAUAUUUCUGUGGCUGCAUUUUAUAGUUUUUCAAAGUAGAAUUAUCAUUUUGUUUAGAAUGUAUUUUUCUAGUGACAAAAGGAAUACCUUUUAAUCUAGAUAUAGAUUUUUUAAAAUAUUAGGCUAUUUCUUUUUAUACUACCUGAUUGGUUUAAAAAUCUGAUGUGACAAAUAUAAAGUAUAUAUAAUUUCUUCAAAUGUAACUAAUCCAGAAUAAUAAAAGAAAUAGUUAUACCCUUUCAUGUGAUAUUGUUUGUUUUUUCUGAGUAUGUUAUAUGACAUAU